AGUCCAGCAGCAUUAGCACAAAUGCCUGAAGCUGUUAGUGGACGGAGACGUAAAAAACGUACCAGUAUUGAAACAACUGUUCGUGUUUCAUUGGAACGUGCAUUCAUACAGAAUCCAAAACCAACAUCCGAAGAGAUUUGUAUGUUAGCCGAUGUAUUAUGUAUGGAAAAAGAAGUGGUACGUGUUUGGUUUUGUAAUCGACGACAAAAAGAAAAACGUAUCAAUCCAUUGGGUCCGGGUUGUGGUUCACCACUUAGUUCAUCACCAACCGAUAUGAUGUUUUAUUCCGGUGAUUCUUAUGUUGAUCAAAUUGGAAAUCGAUCAUCCAAUAGUUCAACAUCAUCUUUAUAUGGUGGUAUUGGUGGUGGUGGUGGUGAUUCUCCAAUCCCUACAAAUAAAUCUCAUAAUCAAUCAUUAAUAGGUCAUUUAAAUUUAUCACAACAACAACAACAACGAACUAAACAUCAUCAACAUUCGAUUUCGACAUUAUUAGAUGACGAUGAUGAUGAUGACGAUAUUGAUGUUGACAAUGAUGAUUAUGUUGAUGAUGAUAAUGAUUCCUCAAUGGUUAAUAAUCAACUACAACGACAACGGCAAUCACCAAUGAAUACAGCGUCCACGAAUGCAUCAACAACAACGAAUGCAGACUGAAUUCCUUGAUGAAUAACAAAUCAAUCAAUUACAAAUCACCUUCUUUUUUAACCUUAAAUUAACCAUUGCC
Dermatophagoides pteronyssinus (European house dust mite) is the source of this 721-nucleotide messenger RNA. Its product is annotated as POU domain protein 2-like. Lineage: Eukaryota; Metazoa; Arthropoda; Arachnida; Sarcoptiformes; Pyroglyphidae. Gene Ontology annotation, molecular function: RNA polymerase II cis-regulatory region sequence-specific DNA binding; DNA-binding transcription factor activity, RNA polymerase II-specific. Gene Ontology annotation, biological process: regulation of transcription by RNA polymerase II. The record is from RefSeq and is a predicted model, not a curated record.